Messenger RNA from Cutaneotrichosporon oleaginosum, 882 nucleotides. RefSeq lists its product as uncharacterized. Gene Ontology annotation, molecular function: rRNA (adenine) methyltransferase activity. The record is from RefSeq and is a predicted model, not a curated record. Gene Ontology annotation, biological process: rRNA methylation; ribosomal large subunit biogenesis. Gene Ontology annotation, cellular component: nucleolus. Lineage: Eukaryota; Fungi; Basidiomycota; Tremellomycetes; Trichosporonales; Trichosporonaceae.
AUGCCGAAGCCGGCAAAGAAGGACGACGGCUUGACCGACAUGCAGCGAGGGAUGAAGACCAAGCUGGAGGGGGCACGAUUUAGGUGGAUCAACGAGCAGCUCUACAGCACUAAGAGCACCGACGCCGUCGACAUGAUGAAGAAGGACCCGAAGAUCUUUGCGGAUUACCACCUAGCGCACCGCGCGCAGACGGCGGCGUGGCCAUCUCCUCCCCUCCCUCACAUCGUGGACCAAAUUCGGCCUCUUCCGCGUGGCACCGUGGUCGUCGAUUUGGGAUGCGGCGACGCUGGGCUCGCGCGUGCUCUCGUGCCAGAGGGCAAGGUUGUGCUUUCCUACGACCUGGUCGGCGACGCGGGUGUGCCCGGCGCCGACGACAGCAAGACGAGCGCGAGCGGCGGCGGGGAAGGCUGGGUCGUGCAGGCCGACUUCCUGAGUCACGUACCGCUCCCCGGCCGGCCUGGUGGACUGGCAGUCACGGACGCCAGCAAGGGCUGGGCAGACAAGGGGAAGAAGCUCGGCAAGAAGGAGAAGCGGGACAAGGCGGCCAGCGAGGUCGUCGACGUCGUGGUAUGCUGCCUCUCGCUCAUGGGCACAAACUGGAUCGGAGGCGUGUACGAGGCCGCGCGCGUACUCAAGUUGGGGGGUACGCUGCACAUUGCUGAGGUCACAUCUCGUCUCGUGUCGCCCGACGCGUUCGCUGCCGCUGUGGCCAGCUUCGGCUUGGUGCUUGAGGAGCAGGCGCAGCCAAGCACGCACUUUACGCUCUUCCGUUUCACGAAGCGCGCUGUGCCUCAGGGCCCCGUGCGCGGCGAGGCGGGGUGGGACGCUCGUGUGCGAGAGGGAGAGGAUGUCCUGCGCGCGUGUGUGUACAAGAAGCGGUAG